This is a messenger RNA of Alosa sapidissima (American shad), 2488 nucleotides long. RefSeq names its product myeloid-associated differentiation marker homolog. The coding region runs from base 266 to 1711 and encodes 481 amino acids. The record is from RefSeq and is a predicted model, not a curated record. NCBI's taxonomy places the organism in Eukaryota, Metazoa, Chordata, Actinopteri, Clupeiformes, Clupeidae. Gene Ontology annotation, cellular component: membrane. The transcript has 2 exons.
UUUUUGCAUCCACCAGAACAUCCUGUUUUGGCCUCAUAAUAAUUUGCUUUAAACCUUCAUUAAUUGAUAGCUUCCUGCAUCUCUACAUCUUCUUCAUAACCAUAUAAGGAAUUCACAAAAACAUUCAUUGCAGAAAGUUCUGGGCAGAGCAGAGGACUAUACGGGACCUUCCCUGUACUGUGAGCCAUUGUGUGCUGUCAAACUGUGGUUGUGAUUCAGACCUCACCCUUCCUGUUUCUAGAGGCACUACCCGCUCCACUUCACCAUGGCGCAAACUCAAGUGCUCCUAAAUAUCCAAGAUUUCUACUGUUCCAUAUGUCUGGAACUGCUUGAAGACCCGACAACGAUCCCCUGUGGGCACAGCUACUGUCAGAGCUGCCUGCAGGAAUACUGGGUCGGAAAUAAUGACUCAGAGACAGUCAACUGUCCCCAGUGUAGAGAAUCCUUCACACCCAUGCCCCUUCUAGGAAAAAACAUACUACUGGCUGAGACAGUGGACAGGCUAAGAAGAACACACUGCUCUAGUUCACCUGCUAUUGCUGCCUCUGCUAACACGGCUACAAAUGUUCGACAACAACGUGCCCCUGUCUCUACAGCUACAAAUGUUCGACAACAACGUGCCUCUGUUUCCACUGCUACAAAUGUUCAACAACAAUGUACCUCUGCUUUCACUGCUACAAGUGUUCGACCACAACGUGCCUCUGCUUCCACUGCUACAAGUGUUCGACAACAACGUGCCCCUGUCUCUACAGCUACAAAUGCUCGACCACAACGUGCCUCUGCCUUCCCUGCUGCAAAUGUUCAAUCACAACAUGCCCCUGCCUUCUCUGCUAUCAGUGUUCAAUGGCCACGUGUGCUGGCGAUGUUGUUUGCCUGUGUGGCCUUUAGCGUGGCAAUUAAGGGCGCACGGGUGCAGUACGACGGGCUGGGCAUUUUGUGCAUUUUCAUCUGGGGAUUUAGCUUCAUUGGCACACUGCUGGUGCUACUGGUGGAGCUAUGCACACACCGCUUUUGGAAGAACUUCCCCAUCACUUUUGCCUGCUUUGCCUCCCUCCUCUGCCUCUCCGCAUCCAUCACCUUUGCACUGCAUUUUUUUAAAGGCUUCUUCAUGCAUGGUGUGUCCUACAACUACCGUGUUGUCUCACUGGUCUUCUCCUGCUUUGCCACCAUCGCCUAUGCAAUGGAGGUAAUCAUCAGCAAGGUCUGGGCAAACACGGACAGGGAGGCUGGUUACAUGACCACAGUGCCUGGUCUGCUGAAGGUGCUUGAAACGUUUGUGGCCGGCAUCAUCUUUGUGUUCAUCAGCGACCCCAACGCCUAUAAGAGUCACGUGGCUAUCAAGUGGUGCAUGGCUGUCUACUGCAUCUGCUUCAUCCUGUCCAGCAUGGUCAUCAUCCUGUGCUUUAGGAAUGGCUCUGACUACCUGACCUCCACCCCCACCUGCUGCUUGUCCUUCUACGCUUUGUUGGCCGUCAUUAUGUAUCUGACAGCCACCAUCAUCUGGCCCAUCUAUAAGUUUGACAAGCUGCAUGGGGGAAGCCCCUCUAGGCCCAGUCAGUGCAGCAGCAGCAACCCAGACCUUUGCCCAUUUGACAAGCUGAUAGUUGUGGCUGUGCUAACCGGUGUGAAUUUUAUACUAUACCUGGCUGAUUUGAUAUUCUCUGUCAGGCAGUGUCUCUAUCAGGUCGACUCAUGGGACUUGCCGACAUGAUGUAGAAUAUCAUCAUUAUGUAGGCCUCCUAUUACAUUGCUCAGUCCCUCCAGGAUUUUGCGGGCCUUUUUUGAGAUUGUUGCCGCCUAAAAGCCUGAUUUCGGGCCAACUUUUCUAAAAUAAAUGCAAUGGAAGUUGCUGAAUUAAUUGAGGGCAACUAAGGGUAGUAAGACCAAAAUAACAUUGAUCAUCUUGAUAUUCUUAUUAAACAUAAUAAUAAAAGUAAAGGAUUACAAAAAAUAAAAGUACUUUAUUUGUAGCUAAAUGAAGAAAUGUUUUGGCUGGGGUAGGCUAAUUCACAAAGCAGGUCCAAAAAAGACAGCUACCACCUAAAAAGAUGGCAUCAUGUCAUAUGUUUCAAUACAUUCAUAUAUUUUUGAAUUCAUUUUAAGUUCAUAUAUUUUUAAUAAUUCAUAUUCUGUGACCUGCAUAAUUACUAAUAACCAACUAAGUAUUUAAUGAUUUCAGUAUUUUAUAUUGAUUUUUAAACUAUUAUGCUAGACUUUUCUUUAAUGUCAUUACAUUGUAUUGGUGGUGUGUAGCUCUAAUUGUGUGCCUGGACGUGAGAGUAGCCAAUUAUGAUCGCCAACAGUAGCCAUAAUUUUGUGUCAACGAUUCCCGGGACACUGAAAGACUGGGGUACACAGAACCAUUGUUUUUCAUUUCGUUUUCGUUUAGUUUCCUUUCCCAACUGCUCAAAUGGCUCACUCUUUUAACCUGUUUUUACUUUAUUUUAUCUACCACUUACUUUAUUUAUUUAUUUUUAUUUCACUUAUU